AUGGUGGCUCUAUUGAAAAUACAAAUUUUAUCAAUUAUAGUCACAUCAUUGACAAAUCUUAUUGCUAUUUUAACAUUUGCAACUGAUUAUUGGUCAAUACUUGUUUAUGAUUUAGUUAAAUUGCGUCCAUACGCAAAAUGGAUCAUCGUUGAAGACCAAAAAAGUGGCAAAAUUCACAGAAUCAAUAACACGAAUGAAACGAAAUUAUUAUCAAAUUUUAAUUAUAAUCAAUUAACAACUGUUGUAGGAAUGGAAAAUGAUCUUUUAUUGUUUUCUACACAUAAAGGUUUAUUUCGUCAAUGCAACUAUUUAUCAAGUAACGUACGAGCGCGUUUACAAUUACCAAAAUGUCGAGCAGUAAAAACGACGGACACACAAUAUGAUGGUCAUUUUUAUGGAAUGACUAGUCCUCGAUAUGAACUCAUACGUUUAUAUAAUGUAGCAGCAUCUUGCACGAUAUUAAUCAUUCUUCUUCUUGGCUGUAAUACAUUUAUUGGGAUAUCUGUAGGCAUUCUGAAUAAUGUGGUUUUAGCUACGAUGACUGUCGGAAUAAUUUAUCUUAUUGCAGCACUAUUCAGCAUGUUUGUGGUAGUUACCAUGCAUACCAUAUUAAUCAGUGAACGUAAACUAUCUUAUUGUACAGUAUUACAAAUAUUAGACGAUGAUUUAUGUUCAUCGCAUUCAAUUAACGCAUCAUAUUCAUUUACAUUUGGUUAUUUACAGAUAAUAUUUUGCUUCAUCACAUCUGUAUUAUGGCUGUUCUUACAAAAAAAACAACGAAAAUUCGCGCAACAUUGA
Molecule: messenger RNA, 798 nt
Organism: Rotaria socialis
Lineage: Eukaryota; Metazoa; Rotifera; Eurotatoria; Philodinida; Philodinidae
Source: the annotation of a GenBank genome assembly